CGUGCUCCAACCGCGCACUCUUGGCGCGAUGAGCCGAAUUUGCCUGCAUGGAGGAGAGAUCACCCGUGCCAGCGGCACCCGCUGAAGGCGCUGCCAAAGCUUUGGCAGCCCCGGCCGCGCCCGAAGUGGCAGAAGAAGCCCCCGAAGGCCCUGAGCCGCUGGAUGUGUCGAGCGACAGCCUGGAAGCUGUGCCAGGCAUCAGCGACAGCGACUUGGAGGACCCUCCAAAGAAAGACCAGAGCCGGGACCAGCCGCAGAUCGCGCAGGAAUAUGGAGCCAAUCGAACCGAAGGUGCAGACAAGCAGUUGCCGGAUGCGGAAGUGGGAAAGGACAAAUAUUUGGAGGAGAGCUUCUCUGAAAAGGCUUCCCAGAACUCUUCUGACUGGAGCUCUGACUCAAGCAAGCGCAAAGCAUCAAAGAUAGGUGAGGAUGGCGCAAGUGAGGCAGCCAAGAGGGAAGAUGGCCCUGAGAGAGACGUCAACAAAGACCUACCAGAUCAGCAAGAUGAAGCUGGCGAUUCGAGCGACUCAGACGAUUUGGGGGACUCGGAUUCAAGCAAAAGCAAGAAGAGUCAAGAACUGCCGGGAGAAACCAAGGAGGAUAAGAAGAGUCAAGAACUGCUGGGAGAAGCCAAGGUGGACAAGCAGAGUCAAGAAUUUAUUGGAGAAGCCAAGGAGGAUACUCCAGAUAGAAUCCCGAGUGCUCACCUGCCUGAGAGAGAAGUGGGCGAUGCAAAGGGUGAGCCUGAAGCCACCGCCCAGGCAGGUCGAAUGUGCGUAAGAUCAUGCCACAUGUCAAUUCUCCGACAGGGCGACAAGGAAGUGGAGGAGAAGGAGAAAAAGGAGGAGGAGAUGGAGAAAAAGGAGGAGGAGAAGGAGAAAAAGGAGGAGGAGUGCUUGGGUAAGUAUCCGGAGAGCCUGGAGUGUCCCUUCCGACCCGGUCACCAGGCUCCUCUUCCGCUGCUCUCGCGGCUGCGCCAGCGGCUGCUGCGGCUCUUCGGCCGGGCGAAGCCGGAGGCGCCACCCGAGGCACCGAAGGCGGAGCCGAAGGCGGAGCCGAAGGCGGAGCCGAAGGUGACGAAAGCAGAGCCUGCGCCGAAGGCGAAGGCCGUGGCGAAGGCAGUGGAGGAGGAUCUGGAAAUUAUGCACCAGAAUCUCCGCACUUACUGGGAUGAGCAGGAGAGGCUGUCCAAGGCCAGCGUGCGACUUAGCGGCCACAUCAUCGGGGACGAUGCAGCGGCUGUGUGGCCAGGACCCAAGUGCAAGCUUCACAGCUUUGCCAAGGCAGUGGCGGCUGCUUCGAUGUGCAACUGUGAGGACGUGGCCUUUGCGCGGAAGGUGGAGAUCGACAUCAAAAGCGGCCAUCUCUUUUGCAUAGUCCGGAUCUUGGACGCAUCCUCAGCAAGGGCCGUGGCUGCGUCGCUCGUCCAGCGCCUGCACGAGGUGACACAAGCGCUGUGGCCGCUGCAAGCAGAGGACAACCUGAACGUCGCCAUCAUGUGGCCCUUUGAGCUUCUCAUGGACGGCUUGAUGGUGGAAGGCGACGCCUGGCACUUGGAGACCAUUUUGUCCCCGCUCCUGGAUGAGGCCUGGCACGCACAAGAAGCUGUGUGGCGAGCCGUGGUGGAGCAGGUGCCCCGCGAUGCGCAAGAGCUGUGCGGGCUCCCCUCCUUGCGGCGCUAUGAAGGAGCCUUGCUCCCCAUGGCGCUCGGCCGCAAGGAGGAGCGCUUGCCCGAGAUUUGCCGGAGCUUCCCGGAGGAGGAGUGGCCGGUGCCGCUGGCCGAUCUCUACCAGCAGGCGGAGGACCACCACCGCCGUGCCAAGGAGUUCCUGGCUCCCGGCAGUGAGUGGGCAAGCGCGCGGGUGGCGCCCGGUUGGCAACGGCAGGAGCACUUGUGGUGGACAGCUCCAGGCGAUGCUGACGUGAUCGGAGCUGGCGCUGACCACUUUGACGCAGGCCUUCGCAGCAAAGCGCUGAUUCAGGAGCACAUGCAGCUGCCAGUGGGCUUGGCAGUGGCUGGCCGCUGGUGGGCUUUGGGCAUUGCCGCGGACGCGGCCUUCGCGGCCGCGGCCCUGCCUGCGGAGGAAUUCUCGGCGCAGCAGGCUGCCCAGCAUGCGGUAGACCAUCAUUGGAUGAGGCUAGAGGAGGAGUAUCGCAAGCAGAAGGUCCAGUGGGGAACCGGCCACGAGUUGCAGCCCAAGUUGGAUCUGGUCUUCGCUUCCAAAGAGGAGGAGGGCGUGGUGGAGCUUGUGGAGGCAGCGGCCGCUCUGCCCUUGAUGGAAAACCUCCGCUCUGCGCUUCACGGCCUUUGCUUGGCCAUGCACCGUGCGCAGGCCCUGCACGGGCGCUUCGCGUGUUUCCGGCACUGCUGCGACGUUUCGCGCCUGGCGCUGGUCUUCGAGACACCGCGGCAGCUGAUUUCAGCCGCGAAGCGCUUGAUGGAGAAGCGGGAGGUUCUGUGGCUCGAGAACGAGUUUGCCAAUCCCAGCUGCGACGGGUGCCGCCAGGUGAGCCUGGGCUUACGCCUGGCGGAGUCGCAGGUCACCGAGCUGCGGUUGCUGCUGCGGCCCUUGUUGGCCGCCAAGAAGCUCCAGCGACGGCGCCUGGAGGAUGCCCUCGAGGCAUGGCUGGUUGCCUGCAGCAAGGAAGGGAGCGAGGAGGUCGUAGGAGGUCAAGGAGGUCAAUCGGCGCAAGGCAACGAAACGUCGCUUCACAAGGAGGCUAUGGAAACGACCGCACCUGGGCAUGCUACAAGUGAAGAGCAAGCAUUUCAGCCGAUCUCCGGAGUGGCAGAGGUGCUUUCUGGAUCAAAGCCGGGAGAACUGGCAAGGGAACCUGUAGAACCGGCAUCUCAACAUCACAGUCCCGAGCCGCUGCCCACUGCAAAGGAGAAACGCGAGAUCGCAGUCAGCACACCUACAGUGGCAGGCGUGGCUGCUGAUGUUGGGGACAGCCCCCAAGAAAUCUCAAGCACUCGUGGCCCCCAACCACAGCCAACGCCCAAGCCUGCCCUUGGUCCACCUGUUGGCCCGCCACCUGGUUCGCCUGAGGGGGGCCCCCUCUCGGUCCGCCACCUGCAGCACCGAAGCCUGCAGCAGCAACAGCAACUGCAGCGCAUGCCACACCAGCUUUGGCCAAGACACCCAGUGAGGCAGCAUCAGUCAUGACUGCUGAUGCUCAAUCUCAAGCACAGGUGGCCCCCAACCACAGCCAACGCCCAACCUGCCCUUGGUCCUCCUGUUGGCCCGCCACCUGGUUCGCCUCAGGGGCCCCCUCUCGGUCCGCCACCUGCAGCACCGAAGCCUGCAGCAGCAACAGCAACUGCAGCGCAUCACCCACGCCGAUUUUGUCUAAGACAUCCGGUUUGGUUGCUGAUGUUGUGGGGGAAAGUUCCAAAGCAACCUCAAGCACAAGUGGCUUCCAUCCACAGCCAAUGCCCAAGCCUGCCCUUGGCCCAUCUGCUGGCCCGCCACCUGCAGCACCGAAGGCUACAGCAGCCAAUUCAACUGAAGCACACGCCACGACAGUUUUGGGCAAGACACCCAGUGAGGCAGCAGCAGGCAUGGCUGCUGAUGCUGGAGCAACCUCAAGCACAGGUAGCCCCCAACCACAGGCCACGCCGCAACCUGCCCUUGGUCCACCGGUUGGCCCACCAGGUGUGCCCCAGGGCCCGCCGCUUGGCCCGCCACCUGCAGCACCCACGCCUGCAGAAGCAACAGCAACUGCAGCGCACACCCCGGCGAUUUUGUCCAAGACAUCAGGUUUGCCAGCAGCCAUGGUUGCUGAUGUUGUGGGGGAAAGUCCCAAAGCAACCUCAAGCACAGGCGGCCCCCAACCACCGCCCAAGCCCAAGCCUGCCCUUGGUUCUGCACCCACGCCUGCAGAACCCGCCACAGCAGAACAUGCUGCUUCUUCUUUGGAUGCUGUUGGUGUAGCCGAGAACAGUUCGGAGGGUCUCGAGGCAUGUCCGGCGAUUCAGGAUCCGGAACCCAAAUCGCAAGAGCCGGGUGUGCUGCCAGCUUCGACUGGUGAAGAUCAAUGCAAAGGGCCAGGUUCCGAUGCCAUGGCGCUUGCGGCGGAAAGCUUCGCGGAGUUCGGGACAGCUCCGAUGGUGGCAAAGAUUCGUGGGACUGGCGCUGUUGACGGUGGUACAACAAAAGGGCGGGCGCUGGGCGCGCGGUCGCUGGGCGCGGUGCGGCGCUUGGCGGUAAGCCGCGCGCUGCAGCUGCUGGACACCACGGACUGCUGGCUCCUGGAGGAGCGCUUAGCGCAGCUGGAGGCAUUGGGCUCGCUGUGCAACCUCUUUGGGCCACUGCCCUCAGAUAUUCAACUCCCAGUCUUUGAGGAGGCGAAGGAGCGCAUUCGAGCUGUGGGACCUGUGUCAGAGCACGUCCUGAGUCGGGUACUGGAAGCAGGCCUUGGCCGGCGCAGCGAGCGCCAUUUGUGGCGGGUGGCUCGACGCGGGCAGCCGAAGCCGGCGCCGGCGAAGGAAGCGGCGCGGCCGGUGGAGCUGCAACACCUGGAGGC
This is a messenger RNA of Effrenium voratum, 4527 nucleotides long. The record is from the annotation of a GenBank genome assembly. NCBI's taxonomy places the organism in Eukaryota, Dinophyceae, Suessiales, Symbiodiniaceae.